AUGUUUGCUGCCCAUCGGAAAUGGCAAAAUUCAGACACCAGAUCAAAAAAAAGAGAGACAUUAAUAACAGAAAUGAUUGCCACAGACAAUCUGCCAUUCGCUUUUGUCUCAGGUGUUGGAUUCCAGAGGCUGGUGGCUGCACUGGAGCCCAGGUACAAAUUAAAAUCAGAGAAGCACUACCGCACCAAAAUGCUUGAAGGCAUAGUUGAAAAAGUGGAGAAAAAAAAAAUCAAAGCAGUAAUUUCAGAGGAGGCUGGCCCUUUUUUGUCCUUCACUACAGACUGUUGGUCUGGGGACACUGAGGCACUCAGGAGUCUCACAUGCCAUUUCAUUGACCCCAACUGGGACAGGAAGCAAGUCCUCCUAAAUGCGAAAACAAUGUCAGGCUCCCACACAGGGGAGUAUAUUGGUGACAUGUUCAUCAGUCUGCUGGAGUACUGGGACAUCAGCCAUGACAGGGUUGUACUUGUUCUCAAUGACAGUGGGGCAAACAUGGUAAAAGGUCUCAGACUGGGGGAAAUACCUGAUCUCAGCUGCAGCGCACACACCCUACAGCUUGUGGUGAAUGAUGGCAUCAACAGUCAGCGAGUAGUGCUGGACAUUAAUGCCAAAUUAAAGAACUUCGCCAAACAUUUCAACCACUCUGUUCUUGCAAAGCAGAAGCUUAACAAAAUUCUACAAGAACUUGGCCUACCAGAGCACAGUAUCCUCCAGUCUGAACCCACUCGCUGGAACUCCACGCUUCAUAUGAUGCAGAGAAUGGUGGAGCAGAAGAGAGCUCUGAACAUCUACGCUCGAGAGUAUGGGAAAAUUACCACUCUAUCCCCUGAUCAAUGGGACAUAGUUUCCAAUUUAAUUGAUACAUUGGAGCCUAUGGAGGAAGUCACCCUUGAGGUGAGCAAGUCAGAGGCUUCCAUCUCCUGCGUCAUUCCGAGCAUUGCUGUGCUGAAGAUGAUUCUUCAGACAGAGGGGCCAAACACAAUUGGGAUCAAAACUCUGCGAGACUCGAUGCUGCAAAGCUUACAGAGAAGAUUCCAAAAGAUGGAGGACCCACAAUGUCUAGUCCUCGCAACACUCCUGGACCCUCGCUAUAAGGGCCAUGUCUUUUCAGAGGGCACACUUCACAAAGCAAAAAGGUGGAUAAAGGAGGAGCAUGCUGUUGUGUCUGAACAGCUGAAGAUGACCACGAGUGCAGAAGAAAGACCACACUCGAAACAGAGAAGGGUGGAAGUUCAGGAAGUACCUGGUCCCUCCAGUGUCAUUGAUCAAAUGUAUGCCAACAUCUUGGGACCUCAUGGAUCUCUUACUCAGGAGAGUGAUGAAGACUGCCUUCUAUCUGACCAGCUGCAGCACUACCUCCGGGAGCCAGUGAUAAAUAGGCAGACUGUUCCCAGCGAGAGGGUGUUUAGUGAGAUUGGGAACAUUUAUGACAAGAAGAGGAGCAACAUCAAGGGCGAACAUGCCGAACAGUUGUGUUUCCUGCAUGACAACCUCCGUUUCUUGAACUGGCAGUAUUGA
This is a messenger RNA of Alosa sapidissima (American shad), 1518 nucleotides long. RefSeq names its product zinc finger BED domain-containing protein 4-like. The record is from RefSeq and is a predicted model, not a curated record. Lineage: Eukaryota; Metazoa; Chordata; Actinopteri; Clupeiformes; Clupeidae.